AUUUCUUUUUAAAGGAUCUAUUUUCGUUAGUUGCCGGAUCAGAUUCAUAACAUACAUCUUCAAGUCUUUUAAUUCAGGCUUUGUUACAUGUACAUUGAAGCUUAAUUUUUGGAUUUGUUUAUAAGGUUGUUGACCCCCUUUCUUUUAUUUUUGCUUUAUUUUUAGAUAGUUUAUGGUGGUAUUGUUAAAUGAGCAACAUAUCUGUCCAUACAUGUAUUUCAAAUGAGUAUAUAUAUUCUUUGAAUGAUAACGGGAAGAAUUAAUCUACCGCUCCUAUCAUGAAUUUCCGACCCGGGAUCUUCUUUGACUCCAAGUAACACGAUAAUUUUUUUUUAGGGUGGUGUAUAAAAUACAUUGUUGUUUUUGUCAUCGUUUUGCUUCUUUCUUUUUCACCUCUUCUUAAACGAUCCAUCCAUCCGUCUAAAUGCCUCCAUCCAAGAAGUCUACUGGCAAGAAGGUUGCCCCUGCUCCUUACCCCAUCAAGGGCAAGCAAACCACCAAGGCUACCGCCAACCCUUUGAUCGAAAAGACUCCCAAGAACUUUGGCAUUGGUCAGGACAUUCAACCCAAGCGUGAUGUUUCUCGUUUCGUCAAGUGGCCCCAAUACGUUCGUCUUCAACGUCAAAAGAAGAUCAUCUACCAACGUCUUAAGGUCCCUCCUGCUUUGAACCAAUUCACUCAUGUCUUGGACAAGAACACUGCCACUCAAGUCUUCAAGUUGUUGCACAAGUACAGACCUGAAUCCAAGGCUGAAAAGCGUGAUCGUCUCCGUGCUGCUGCUGCUGCCAAGGCUGAAAAGAAGGAAGUUGCCAAGACUGACAAGCCUGUUGUUGUCAAGUACGGUAUCAACCACAUCACCGCUUUGGUUGAAGCCAAGAAGGCUCAAUUGGUCAUCAUUGCUGAUGAUGUUGACCCCAUCGAAUUGGUCCUUUGGUUGCCCGCUCUCUGUCGUAAGAUGGGUGUCCCAUACUGUAUUGUUAAGGGUAAGGCUCGUCUCGGUACUCUUGUUCACAAGAAGACUGCUACUGCUAUUGCCUUGACUGAAGUCUCUGAAGCUGAUAAGGCUGAAUUGGCCACUGUUGUCUCUGCUGUCAACACCAACUUCACUGCCAAAUGGGAAGAAGAACGUCGUCACUGGGGUGGUGGUAUCAUGGGCCCUAAGUCCAACGCCAAGAUGGCUAAGCGUGCUGCUCUUGCCGCUAAGGAAAUUGCUGCUCGUCAGUAAACUCAUCCGUAUACAAUAAAUUAAACGUAAUUUGUCAUAACCCUCUCAUUCUCUUUUCACAUCUUCUGUAAAUAAAACCCAUUCUUCAUCUCUAA
Gilbertella persicaria is the source of this 1320-nucleotide messenger RNA. RefSeq names its product 50S ribosomal protein L30e-like protein. The transcript is spliced from 2 exons. Bases 425 to 1225 code for a protein of 266 amino acids. Gene Ontology annotation, cellular component: ribonucleoprotein complex. The record is from RefSeq and is a predicted model, not a curated record. Gene Ontology annotation, biological process: ribosome biogenesis. NCBI's taxonomy places the organism in Eukaryota, Fungi, Mucoromycota, Mucoromycetes, Mucorales, Choanephoraceae.